Molecule: messenger RNA, 1038 nt
Organism: Paramecium sonneborni
Lineage: Eukaryota; Ciliophora; Oligohymenophorea; Peniculida; Parameciidae
Source: the annotation of a GenBank genome assembly
AUGAAUAAUAGCUUCAAUAAUUUUAGGGAGGGUUACAACCUUCCUGGUCAUCGUAGUUUCAACUCUUAAAGUGACACCUCCUUGUUUCGAAAUAAGUAAUAGAGCAUUAAGAAUGAUCGCAAUAAUCAGCAUAGCUCUAAUGAAGAAUUAUUUGCUGAUAUUGAAAGAUCCUGCAACAUGAAUGUCAGUGGAGAGUCACUUCCAACAAGUGAAGAAGAACAUAGUCUAAUCGAUUAAGCAAUCGACUUGUUUUCAGGUAUUGGUCUUAUAAAUCUUCCAAGAUACAAAAGUAAUAUUACCAAAGCAAUAAGCAGACAUUAGAGAUGCAUAAGAUUAAAUGAUAAAAGACAUCAAUCAUGUUUUUGUAGAUACCUGUUAUAAAUCAUACCUUUCGACAGAAAUACUUGAACCUGAAUUUCUUGAGAAUAAUCAAUCUUUCAAGGAUCAAUUCUACGAGAACAAUCAUAGACGCAAACGUAAAACAAUAUCUGAUGAGGAUUCCCAUAAUUUUAUUGUACGAAUUGAUGGUAUUGAAGGAGAUACAAGAACAACUGUCAUGGUUAAGAAUAUCCCAAAUAAAUAUACAAUUCAAAUGCUUAAAGAAUUAAUUGAUUAUCAUCAUUCAACCUCUUAUGAUUUCCUUUAUCUUCCCAUAGAUUUCAAGGUAUCAAUAUAGUUCUCACUUUUUUUUAGAAUAAAUGUAAUAUGGGUUAUGCAUUCAUUAAUUUUGUUGACAGUCGUAUGAUCACAUCUUUUCACAAUGAAUUUCAUGGUUAAAAGUGGCCGCAUUUCAACAGUGAAAAAGUAUGUUCCUCCUAACAUUUUAGAUUUGUUAGUUGAGAUAUGCUAGAAUUUAGGGUAGAUCUGCACUAUUGCAACAUUUUCAAUUUUCUAGUGUGAUGAACUAAAAAGAUAAAAAACUUAAACCAGUAAUAGUACCUUAAAGUGAAUUAUAACGUAUACAAUAGAUGAUUUAAGUAUAACUGUUUUUUAUUAUUAGAUGUAAAAAUAAUGACAUAAAAACAAUUUUGUUUAGGG